UGCGCGGAUGUGUAAUAGUAUUUGAUACCGGUGACGUCAGGCUGCUAGCUAAAAGUAAGGCCUGCUACUCUUCAUAUUUUUUUGUGACUUUCUUCCUAUAAUGGCAGUCCAGCUGAAAGAUAAAGACGCUUACCAAAGACUGAACUUUCUCUACCAGGCAGCUCAUUGUGUUUUAUCUCAGAAGCCGGAGAAUGUGGAGCUGGCUCGUUUCUACAGCUUCACACAGAAAACUAUAGCGAGACGUUUGGUCCUCAGACAAGACCCAUCAGUGAAGAGAACAUUAUGCAAGAAGUGCUGCUCAGUGCUUAUCCCCGGUGUUACUGCGACAACAAGACAGAGAAGAAAAAAAGGCAGGACCCGCUUCACUGUAGUUCGGUGCCUCAGCUGCGGGCAGAGCCGGACCUUACUGAACGACCCGGAUCACUGUCUGUGGGUGGACCGCCCCGAGGCUCAGCUGGAGACAAAGAAACAGCCAGAUCCAGGACCUUCUACUAAAAAACAGCCAAAAGAUAAAAAGCCUAAAGUGUCUGCUAAACCCAGCGAUGCCCAGAGCGCCACCAGCGCGUAGCAGCAGCUCCCCUCCUCUGAACCACUCAUAUUUAUUUUAUGCAUAUAUCCACUUCUACAGGUGCAUCUCAAUGAAUUAGAAUAUCAUAUAAAAGUUUGUCAGUAAUUCAAUUCAAAAAGUGGAAAUUACACUUUAUAUAGAUCCAUUACACACAGAAUGAAACAGUUUACAUCUUAAUUUAUUUAAUUUCUUCUAAUUAUAAUGAUUAUGGCUCACAUUUAAUGAAGACCUGAAUUGAAUUAAGGACAUAAAUAAACAUUUCUAUCAUAUUCUAAUUUAUUGAGAUGCACCUGUAUACACAAUCUCUUAGUAGUUUUAUUGAUUUAUUUUGGCCUCUAUGAUCUGUCUGCUGUGUGUCACAAUGUGAUUCCUGAUGCUGCCAGCAGGGGGCCACCAUGUGUUGUGAGAAAAAAAAAUUGUUGGUGGACAUGGUUUUUUUUUUUCUUCCAAGAGUCAAACUUCAUUGAUGUAAAUGAUUUUAUUAAAAACUGCCAACAAGAAUUGAAGGAUUAAAUUAAUUUGUCCUGUUGAUAUUUUACAUUUUCUGUACAGUAACAAUAUCUUAUUAUCAGGUAUUUUCCUUUAAAGUUUGACUUAGAAAAUAAAAAUGUAUAUUUUCUUCACAUUUGCUUCUUCUCUGCUUUGUCCCCCUUCGGCACUCUGAAGCGGGUCUUCUGAGAGUACAGAAGGUUCUUGGCGAAGAUCCUGGGGAUGUGGCCCAUGUACAGGAGGAGAGCCAGACUCAUGCCUAGAAGACAGACACUCACUGUAAACUGUGUGAUCACUGUUAACCCUCUAUGGUACGGUGUUGCCCCCAGACAACAUACCAAUUUUUGGCCUGUCAAAUUUCUACAAUGUAUCUUUUUGAGUGAUGUGAUAUUUUUUUAUAAGAGGGAAGAGUAUAGGGAACCACUAGCAAUGGUUUAAUUCGUCACAUGACCUCCAGGAGGCUGUAUUGAAACCCUUUUUUGCAGACUUUUCCAAAGGAAACGAUGUGAAUUUGUACCCUGUUGAAGCUACUGAAUCUUUUACACAUGUUUAUUAAAUAAAUUAUGUCAAAAUUAA
Centropristis striata (black sea bass) is the source of this 1633-nucleotide messenger RNA. RefSeq names its product ribonuclease P 21 subunit (gene rpp21). Lineage: Eukaryota; Metazoa; Chordata; Actinopteri; Perciformes; Serranidae. The transcript is spliced from 5 exons. Gene Ontology annotation, cellular component: nucleolar ribonuclease P complex. Gene Ontology annotation, biological process: tRNA processing. Bases 101 to 568 code for a protein of 155 amino acids. The record is from RefSeq and is a predicted model, not a curated record.